Molecule: messenger RNA, 1497 nt
Organism: Ixodes scapularis (black-legged tick)
Lineage: Eukaryota; Metazoa; Arthropoda; Arachnida; Ixodida; Ixodidae
Product: venom serine carboxypeptidase-like
Exons: 4
Coding region: 1-1449 (482 amino acids)
Biological process (GO): proteolysis
Molecular function (GO): serine-type carboxypeptidase activity
Source: RefSeq, a predicted model, not a curated record
AUGCAUUUGUUGCUUCUGUUCUCAGUGGUGUUCGCCUUCUCGGCCCCAAGAUGUAUAAGCGCGAAAUCUGGGACGGAAAAGGAAGCUGUCCAUGAAAAAAGCGCUACUUCUGGCAUGUUCUUUUCGCCAUACAUGGACAAUAAAGACAAUAUUUCCAAAGCGGUCAAUAGGAGCAAAGUGGAUAUCUUCAAGACAAUUGCGGACGUAGAUGCUUAUUCUGGAUACAUUUCAUUGUCGAAGGAAAGCCACCUCUUUUUUCUGCUUACAAAAGCACCUAAGGAUAUAAGGGAUAGCGCCCCUCUGCUGCUCUGGCUGUCCGGUGGACCCGGGAAAUCUUCCAUGUGGUCUCAGUACCUAGAGAACGGGCCGGUUGGAAUCAACGUGACGGGAGGUCUCUUCAAGAGGAGCGAAACCCUUCAAGAGUAUGCAAGUGUCAUCUACCUGGAUCAGCCAGCAGGAGCUGGACUCAGCAUAAUCCAAAAUUAUACCGAUUCUCAAUAUUAUGCUCAUACAUUGGAGGAUAUGUCUGAAAUAAUAGAAAAAUUUAUGAAACAAUUCCUUAUACUUUUUCCGGAGUACAUAGGCCGCUCCUUUUACAUCGCAGGCGACUCAUACGGAGCCAGAGCAGCACUGGGAUUUGGGGAAAGAUUAAGGUGCACCCUCCCUGAGAACAGGAUAAAUUUAUCACUAAAUGGAUUAAUAUUUGGAUCUGGAUUCCUAGCUCCAGUUGUAGACCUAAUGGAUUCCACCGAGUUCCUGUACCAAACUGGCCUGCUUGAUGACACUGGCCGAAGAAUAUUCAACAAAACGUUCGUAAAGAUUAGGGAAUUAUCAAAGAAGAACACUACCUUGGCACUCUAUCUUCUAAGCACCACGGUUCUUAAUUUGAAAAGUGGCGGCGAGAAAAGCCUCUUUCAGAAUCUGACAGGAUUCACGGCCCAAGGAAGCGCACUCUAUUCUAUCAUGCCACCUGAGGUUGAGGCAUACGUCAACUACACUAGUACAAGCGAAUUCAAACAAUCACUACACGUUCCACUUUUCUUCAAAAUUAACUCACUGAGACCAAUGGUUGCAUUAAUGUUAUCUGGAGAUUUCUUUACCGAUAUCCAAGAGAAGUUUCAAAGCGCCCUCGACUAUCAAAAUAUUCUUCUCUAUACGGGGCAUCUUGACACGCUCUUUCCAUCCACGAAUUUUCGCAAACACUUUUCAACUCUCCAAUGGACCAAGAAGGAAGCAUUUGAAAAGGCUGGACGAAACACGUGGAGCACAUGCGGAGAUUCCCAUGGGGCGGCAGGCUAUAUAGAGUCAAUAACUAAUUUCUCAUACGCCGUCGUCCUCAAAGCAGGUCAUCACACAACACUCGAUGAGCCGGGUUCCGUUUACCACCUCACGUCGAGCUUUAUCAAGGGUGGAAACUUCAAUAACAAUUUAAAAUGUACCUCAAAUUAGCUUAACAAAAGCCAAAAACAUUUUGAAGGCCAAAAAAAUUGUGCACGU